Momordica charantia (bitter melon) is the source of this 2368-nucleotide messenger RNA. RefSeq names its product RING/U-box superfamily protein. Gene Ontology annotation, molecular function: ubiquitin protein ligase activity. The record is from RefSeq and is a predicted model, not a curated record. NCBI's taxonomy places the organism in Eukaryota, Viridiplantae, Streptophyta, Magnoliopsida, Cucurbitales, Cucurbitaceae. Gene Ontology annotation, biological process: positive regulation of ERAD pathway.
CAAAAUGAAACCUUUGUGAAGUUGCGAAUGCGAUCAGGAUUAUUGGAGUUUCCCCUUCCCCUCUCUCUCUCUGGUUCGCUCUGUUCUUCAAAAGGGUGAGAAAUUUCUGCCAUUUUUACAUAUCUUCAAUCUUCAAUCUUCAAUCUUCUUCCUCUUUACCCUUUCGUUUACUCUCACCAUUCAUUCAUCCUUCUGCCCGAUCAAACCCCUUCCCCCUUUUGCUGAUUCCGCCCGCCGGUCUUUUUGACCUUGCAAUUCCGCGAUUCUCUUCUCCGGCCCUGCUCCGAUCAUGGCGUCCCAGCUCCUCGAUUUCUGAUUCACUCUUCUUUUGGGUUCUUGAAGAUUGAAGCUACUGUAGAUUUCUCAUCAGGGUUUGCCGCCAUGCCUUGAUUUUUGUUGUAUUAUUGUUUUUUUCGUCCUCCACGGAGUCUCGUUUGCGGAGAAGGGUUAGGCCAUUCAUCGGAAUGGAAGCGUCUGGUAGCGACCCCGACGCUCAUAGAGCUGCUUCCACCAGUGGUAGUUCAAGAAGGUUUGGAAUGUUGGCUGCCUCGAACAUAAUUCAGGCUCCUCUUUCUGCGUUGUUGGAGUAUUCGGGUCUUCUUCGUGGCCGCCCAAGUCAUCAAGAAUCCGAGGCAUUGAUAAGUGCACGGUUGCCUUCGGGGUUUCGUGACCAUAUUCGCAGCCAGAUUGAAGAAUCUUCUGGUUCCACCAACGACGGAGAGGUUUCAAUUAGGAUCAUUGGGGCGGGGGAACAAGAACAUGGUAGGGAUGGUGCUGGAUUAGUUGUGGGGCAGGCGAGGGAAGUAGGCGGUCAGAAUGCUGUAUCGUCACAAUCUGUUUCGGGGUUGGCAUCAGAGCUUAGCCAGGGAGAUCCUGCUCCUGAACGUGGGGCAAGAGAAGGCAUUCCUCAACCAAUAAACGGAGGUGCUGAUGGAGAUGCCUUGGAGGCGGCUGGGGGAAAUGGCAGGGAUUCUUCUUACCAAAGAUAUGAUAUUCAGCAGGCUGCUCGGGGGAUUGAGCAGAUUCUCCCAUUUAGUUUUCUUCUACUGGUGGUCUUCAUUCGACAGCAUUUGCAAGGCUUCUUUGUGACAAUUUGGAUAGCUGCUUUCAUGUACAAGUCAAAUGAUAUUUUGCGAAAACAAACAGCUUUGAAGGGAGAGAGAAAAAUCUCUGUUUUGGUUGGAAUUUCUCUUGCAUUCACUAUUCAUGUUAUUGGUGUGUAUUGGUGGUAUCAGAAUGAUGAUCUUUUAUAUCCACUGAUCAUGCUUCCUCCCAGAGCGAUACCUCCUUUCUGGCAUGCUAUUUUCAUCAUCAUGGUGAAUGACACUUUGGUCCGUCAGGCCGUGAUGGUGGUCAAGUGUGUUCUAUUGAUGUAUUACAAGAACAGCAGGGGCCGAAAUUAUCGUAAACAGGGUCAAAUGCUAACUUUAGUUGAAUAUCUGCUACUACUGUACCGUGCCUUGUUGCCUACUCCGGUCUGGUAUCGUUUCUUUUUGAACAAAGAGUACGGGAGUCUAUUUUCAUCACUGUUGACAGGACUGUAUUUGACUUUCAAACUCACAUCUGUUGUUGAAAAGGUGCAAUCCUUCUUUGCUGCUUUGAGAGCAUUGUCACGUAAAGAGGUGCAUUAUGGGGCAUAUGCAACGUCAGAGCAGGUCAGUGCCGCUGGUGAUUUGUGUGCUAUUUGCCAAGAAAAGAUGCAUGCUCCUAUCCUACUCCGAUGUAAACACAUAUUUUGUGAAGAUUGUGUAUCAGAGUGGUUCGAGCGGGAACGAACAUGUCCGUUGUGCAGGGCUUUGGUUAAACCCGCGGAUCUGAGGUCAUUUGGUGAUGGAUCAACAAGUCUGUUUUUCCAGGUUUUCUAAGCCAUUUUACUUCAAGACCCCCCAGAGGUUUUGUGGUUUGAAGAGCUAAAUAAAGCCAGCCAUUGCAUUCUUAAACCUACACAAAAUGUACAUCCAACUAAUACAGUGUAGCUAGCUGCCAUAGAAGAGAGAGAAAGCAAAGACUGGAGACAGUGAAACCAUCUGCUUGAUUUCUGCUGCUCACAAGGAAGUGCGCUGGGAAACACGAACUCAAAACUGGAAUCGAAAUCGAAAUGUAUACGUAGUAGUCCCUUUUCGUCCGAUGUUCGAGAGGAAGAAUUUAGCCAUAUGUAUUGCAAAUCUUAAUUGAGUGUAAAUUUAAUACCAAAGCCAGUUGCUGUGUUGAUUUUUUUUUUCUUUUUUUUUUCAGUCCAAAUGCAUAAAAUGACAAUGUUUUGGACACUUAGAAGUGUUAAAUACCCAAUACAGAAUGUGAACAUAUUUUGGCUCUUCAGUUUGCUUAUGUGAAUUUGAAAAUGGAGAAGGGAAGUGAAAAAUGACCA